GGACACAAUGUAAUAAAAAAAUCUCCCAGGGUAUAACUGCAAAACAGAAGUAACAGAGCACCGCCGAAACCUCCCCUCCGUCUCGUCGUCGCAUCUCGCACCGUCGCCGGGUCGCCUCUCCUCCGCUCUUCCCUGAUGGAUCCCAAGGCAGCGGCGAAGUCGAAGCGCUCGCACACGGUGCACGGCCGCCGCGCCCACCAGACCCCCGCCGCGGCGGCAGCGCACAGGCAGAAGCGCGCCGCCGCCGCCGCCGCCUCUUCUGCCCCCCGCAGUCGAAACCUCCCCUCGAACUGGGACCGCUACGACGACGAGGGCGAGGCGGAGGAACCUGCAUCCGCCGUGGAAUGGACCGGCGAAGUGGCUCCGCGCAGCAAGGGCGCCGACUUCGGAUUCCUGCUAGAGCAGGCGCGAGCGCAGCCCCGCGAGGCCCGGGGCCUCAGGGCGCCGUGGCUCCCCUCCCAGGAUUUGCCAUUUGAUUUUGUGCAGGCCUCCACAUCUAUGUUCGAAGCUAAAGGUGAAGGGAUCUUGUCCUGGUGUGCUGAUGAUAACUUCAUAUUAGAGGAUGAUUUAGCACCAGAUUUUGAGGUGCCUUUUCUCUCAAUGGAUUUGCAUGCAUUGGCCAACCGGCUUUCGAAGCUUAAGCUUUCACAGAGACUUUUUUUAGAAGAAGAUCUAUUACCUGAGGAUCUGGCUGAUGUAUCAGAAGAAAAUGAAAUACUGAUUGAAUGUGGCACCUCCGUGGAAAGUGAUCCCAAAGGAAGCUUGGUUGGGGAUAACUUGAACCUUGAACCAAGGAAAGACGCAAGUCAUCAUGAGUAUGCUGGCAACACCUAUUCUGAUGAUCAAAUGAAAUCAGAACAUCAGUCCCAAUGUUCUGAACAUGAAGACGAUAAGGCAUAUACAAGAACCAUAGAUACUGAUCCUAGUACAGGGCAUAGCAAAAGGUUAGAGUUUGAGGUGGGUUCUGCAGAAGAAGAACUUGACAUGCUUCUCAAUUCGUUUAGUGGAACUCACCUUUCUAGCUCCAACUUGGAUGAAUUGGUUGGACAUGAUUCAACUUCCCAAGGUACAAAGAUCAGUUGGUCGGACAAGAAAGUUACACUUAGCAAGUCUUCCAAAUCACCUGCGCUUGCACUUGUGGACAAUGCUCUAGAUGACUUGCUUUCAGAGACUUCCCUACCUGUACAGAAUGAAGGUUUUGCUACACAAAGUUCAACUUCCCAACCAACUGUUAAAUCUGGCCAGAACUUUGACUUUGGAUAUGCUAAGAAGGUUGAUGUGAUAGCAUCCAUUGAUGAUUCACUGGAUAAUUUGCUUGAAGACACUCCAUCGUGCUUAAGUGAGCCAAAGGAAACUACAACUGCACAAGGACGAAACAAAAUGCCAGAUGACAGUGUCCCCCCUCAUUCUGGCCCCUCAAAUGCAUCAGAUGAUUUUGAUUCAUGGUUUGAUUCCCUAUAGGCGAGAAAAGGGUUGUUGCUGUGAGGAAGUGAUGGCUAACUUCAGGAUUCUUCUCUGCGAUGCAAAUGUCCUCUAUACCUUUCUUCCCUCCAUUCUUGAAUCUAACUGGUAAACAUAUUCAGGAAGCUGUAUUCCAAAGUUCUCUAUUCUAUAUGGAGGUCCACUAGACAACCAUCAACCAUCUUAAUAUUAAGUUUUAAUGGGAAACGAUGAGGUGGAUAGAGCAUGGUAUAAAAGCUAAAGAAGUAAAGAUCAUCUGUGAAAUUUGAAGCAUUGGAUAUGUAACACUGCGAACUUAGCAUGUUUUUGCUGUCUGUAA
Messenger RNA from Panicum virgatum (switchgrass), 1780 nucleotides. RefSeq lists its product as uncharacterized. The coding region runs from base 136 to 1461 and encodes 441 amino acids. The record is from RefSeq and is a predicted model, not a curated record. The transcript is spliced from 4 exons. Lineage: Eukaryota; Viridiplantae; Streptophyta; Magnoliopsida; Poales; Poaceae.